AUGAAGGUGGAGCCGUGCUGGCAACGUGGCGGGGGCCUGGGCCAGGCGCCGGAACGCCCAUGCCGCGCGCCGCGCUGGAAAUCAUGGACCACUGCCUGUUCUCAAAAGCAUGCGCGCGGCUUCCUGUGGAAGGCCGCCGGCUGCGACGGGCCCUCCCUUGGCUGCGCGCCGCCCGGGCGGGCCGCCCGGGCGAGCUCCCCGGCAGCCCGCGCGGACCGCCAGCACCGGCGGGCGGCCUCCAGCGCGUUCGCGUUCUCCGACAGGGCCGACGACGAGGCCGUGAGCCCGGAGGACAGAGCCAGCGCCAUCAGGCUGGGUGCCGGGUGCGUCCUGGCGUUCUCCCGCGUCGCCCGGGAGAGCCUCGGCAAGGCGCGCACCCUCGGGGAGCUGAGGGCCUACCUGUCGGACCUGCAGGCGCGGGAGGACAUGCUCAACGGCGUGGCGGUCGCCCUCGCCCCUUGCCAGCUGGGAUAG
Prorocentrum cordatum is the source of this 474-nucleotide messenger RNA. Lineage: Eukaryota; Dinophyceae; Prorocentrales; Prorocentraceae. The record is from the annotation of a GenBank genome assembly.